AUGAUGGAAGGGUUUGACGAGGGCAGUCGAAAGCUGUCCCGAGGAGAGUGGCGUAACUCUACGUAUGCCGACUACGCGAAGGUUCCUCUGGAGAGUUGCCGCCCGUUAAACGAAGAGAGGCUUUUGGGCAGUAUUGAUCAAGAUGGGCUUGGGUACACAAUGGAAGACUUGACACAUCUCUUCAGUAUGCUCGUCCCAUUCGGCGGUCUUGCGGACAUCGAUGUCAAAUCUGGAGAUACUGUCAUUGUCGCCCCGGCGACAGGGAGGUAUGGGAGUGCAGCUGUCCACCUCGCCCUUGCUAUGGGCGCACACGUCAUUGCCAUCGGGCGCAAUGGGCCAGUUCUCGAGCAAAUUGCGUCCAUCAACGCUCGCGUCUCCACUGUCAAACUCACCAAUGUCGUCGAGCAGGACACUCAAAUGCUCCGCAAGGCUUGUCGGGGUUGCAUGAACGUUCUCAGGCACGGCGCUAAAGUCAACUUGGAGGGCAGCGUUUUAUCCGGUAUUAACUUUGGCUACAUGGACAUUCUAGGCCGUGGAAUUACCAUCAAAGGAACGUGGAUGUGCACUCCGGAGCAGACCGAAAGGCUCAUCAAAAUGGUAGAAACCGGAGUUCUCCCCCUUGGAAGAAAGGCCGGCAUGGGGCCAGUUCAUAAGUUUCGGCUGGAGGAUUGGGAACAAGCGUGGGAUGCCGCAGAGGAGAAAAGAGAACCGGGCGAGAUAGUCAUCAUGCCCUGA
Molecule: messenger RNA, 735 nt
Organism: Colletotrichum chrysophilum
Lineage: Eukaryota; Fungi; Ascomycota; Sordariomycetes; Glomerellales; Glomerellaceae
Exons: 2
Coding region: 1-735 (244 amino acids)
Source: RefSeq, a predicted model, not a curated record